This is a messenger RNA of Xyrauchen texanus (razorback sucker), 1340 nucleotides long. RefSeq names its product ciliary associated calcium binding coiled-coil 1 (gene cabcoco1). NCBI's taxonomy places the organism in Eukaryota, Metazoa, Chordata, Actinopteri, Cypriniformes, Catostomidae. The transcript is spliced from 8 exons. The record is from RefSeq and is a predicted model, not a curated record. Bases 5 to 955 code for a protein of 316 amino acids.
UCACAUGCGCGCGUGGACACACCCGCCCGCGGUUGUUACCUGGGCAACAGUCUGGGCAACAAUAAUGUCUGGAAUAGUCAGAUCUGCUGAAAACUCAAAGAACGAAGGAGAUCAAGACUAUUCGCUGCUCAAAGAAAUGGCGAUAUCUUUACCUCAGUGGGAACUUGUAGAAUAUGACCAAAUUAAAAUGAUGCUCAACCUGCCAGUGGACCAAGUUCAGUUACAGUUUGAGGAUAUACCUGAUUUCAAAAACCACCAAACAUGUUUGAAAGAAGCAGCGCUGUUGGAUUAUUUUGCCAAUGGAUUUUGGUGGGCCAAAGAGAUGAAGUUCACUUGUCAGCAAAUCUCAUUUGUCAUGGCACUUUUACAACAAUCACUUGACAACAUAAAAAAUAGACAGUUAUCAUUUGCUGAUAAUUUCAAGGCAUUUACCCAGACAUUGCUUUCUACCAGACUGUUACCAUCAACAGAGGCUGAUACCAGUCAUUUAUUUGAUGCUGAUCAAAUCAGAGCCAUCGCAGAUUACUUCAAGACCAGUCUUUUCCAGCACUACCGACUAUAUGAAUUACUGUUCACUCACCCAAGGGAGGAACAACUCUUGGGAAUGGAGAAAAGCAUUGAGGUGAUCAACCCAGUUGACUUUGCCACCCCUCUGGAAGAGGGCAUGCCCGCUGAUCUGUACUUCCAAUAUGUGGCUCCCUCAUGUGACGAAACGCCUGAGCAGGUCUCUCCGGAAUUUCACGAGGAGAAUGGAGAAGAACCUGGAAAGGCUGAAAUGGAAGAAAGUGACGAGAAUCACGCAGACUUCAGUGUGGAAGAUAUCCGAGAGGUGCUGGGAGAAAUGACCCAGGACAUGUUAGCAAAACUGCAGGCCGACUUCACAGAGAAACUGCGAGUUCAUGAGGAGACCUACAUAUCGAGGUUCGAACGACUCCAAAAAGUGUCAGACAAAUAGCACUGACGAGAAGCCAAAAGGAUUUCUCACCAGUAUUUACCAAUUUAAUCGAAAACCUUUCAAAUAAAACAAUACAGCACUAGAAUGUUGACUCACAUUCCUCUCCAUUAACACAGUCACACUCUUCAUUUCUUGAACAUUUUCUUCACUUAGGUUUUUUUUUUUCAUGUCAAGCAAAAUUGCUUCAUCAAUUACCAAUGUUGAUAAUGUAUUAAACAAAUACAUUUUAUAGUGAUAUUCCUGAUUAAUUCAGCAAGAUAAAUGAUGAAACCGAAAUGCAGUAUGUCAUAUUCGUGGAAGUCAAAGAGGAAACAGAAUAUCUAAUUAAGUUGUUUGUAUAAUGGUUUCGCUGCACCUUUCCCACAAGUCAUUAGCUGUCUGAAAG